This is a messenger RNA of Dibothriocephalus latus, 736 nucleotides long. Lineage: Eukaryota; Metazoa; Platyhelminthes; Cestoda; Diphyllobothriidea; Diphyllobothriidae. The record is from the annotation of a GenBank genome assembly.
GUACGAUGCUGUUACCCGAAAGGGCGAAUUGAAGUGGCAGAACGCCCUCAAUGCCGAGAAUGCUGAUUUCGCUCGUGCCGCCGAAGAUGGCAUUUUCCUAAACUAUAACUGGAACCUAGACUUGCUACGACUUUCUCAAGAGACUGCUGGGAGUUCGCAUUGGUCCAAACGAAUUUUCGUCGGUGUUGACUGUUUUGGACGUGGCUGUCCGGGCGGAGGCGGUUUUAAUACCAGUGAAGCUCUCAAGUUGAUUCUGCGUGCGUCCCAAUCCUAUCCGGACAGGCCCCUCUCCUUGGCUCUUUUCGCCCCCGCUUGGUGUUUUGAGAAGCGUAACGAUAUUGCCAGUGUUCUACCUACCACUCGCCCCACCGAAAACGCGGUGCGUGCCGCCCAGCUCAUUUCCUACCUUGACUCUUGUUUCUGGCAGCCACUGGAAACCUUGCUGUCAGCCAUUCGGGCCUGUGGUCGGGUCCCGACAGCGCGUGGCCAGCAUAGACAUUGGGAUCGUCCACUAGUGCCUCUGCCCUGUCCCGAAGAGGCAGCCGUACUGUGCACCGAUUGCAGCAUCGGCCUGGGUCUCUUUAGGGUCAGUGACGGCAAACCUGACAGGAAAUUUGAAUAUGAGCCUUGGAGUUGCCUCAACAGUCAACAGGUACAUCAUCAUAAUAAUUGCGACUAUCGCCAUAAUAGUACAGUUUCCUCACAUGUUUCUGCCGUAAAUUUUAAUAUCUUUUAA